This is a messenger RNA of Leptopilina heterotoma, 437 nucleotides long. RefSeq lists its product as uncharacterized. Gene Ontology annotation, cellular component: membrane. Gene Ontology annotation, molecular function: odorant binding; olfactory receptor activity. The coding region runs from base 36 to 437 and encodes 133 amino acids. Gene Ontology annotation, biological process: sensory perception of smell. NCBI's taxonomy places the organism in Eukaryota, Metazoa, Arthropoda, Insecta, Hymenoptera, Figitidae. The record is from RefSeq and is a predicted model, not a curated record. The transcript is spliced from 5 exons.
UAAAUAUUUUACCUCUCAAUGAAUCGAAAUCAAAAAUGGUUAUUUUUAUUGUUUUCGAAUCCGUUUUGGCUGUAUCCAUUGAACAUGCAUGUGGAUUAUUUAAAAAAAUUGGUUUACAUGUGCAAAAAAUUAAUUGCAACAACACCGAAAGGGAUAAUUUGAAAGCGCUGAUUUAUUGCGUUUCGGAACAUAAUCGAGCAAUUGAAUUUUGUAGCAGUAUUAAAGCUCUCUACUUGCCCUGCUUUAUGUUUUUAGUGACAUUAAAUAGCAUUUUUAUUUCUGCUUCUUUGAUUCAGAUUGUUGCACAUUCAAAUAAUUUCAUAGUAACUGUAAAAUAUUGUGCCUUUGUUGGAAAUUCUGUGGCUCAUCUAUUUUUUAACACACUUUUUACACAAAGAAUAAGGGACUAUAGUACUGGUCUUACAGAUACUGUGUAA